AUGAGUCAGGACGCUGCGGAGCAGAACAUCCAGAUGUGGAAUGUCAAGAAGCUCAUCCAGAGCCUUGAUUCUGCCAGAGGAGCUUUUUUUACACGUUUACAUCCGUUACAAGCACAUCAACGAGAGGCUGUCACCAUUUGUCGACGGCGCUUUUCCUUCGCAUCGGGACUUCGCAAAACACCCACGGCUACAAUCCAUUGGCUGCCUUCCACACAGCUCCGGGACGUCAUUCGUCAUAUAUUUCAUGCUUUGUUUCUCGUCUCAGCCCUACGCAAUCACACACAGCGCCAUCUCUCGCACCCUCCCUUCAAGGAUCUCUAUCUUUCUUCCUUCACGAUAAAUAUGCGUCGGUCGUUCGAGGAAUUACAAUGGCGCUACAACAAGCGCGAGAUGCGGAGGAUUUCGGAUACAGAUGGGGAAGGAUAUCUUUACGCCUUUGUCCAUCUCAAUGUGUGGAAGGUGGGCAUGUCGAAGGACUUCAUUCGUCGGCGAGAAGAAUGGGAUAGAGAUUGUCCUGACUCAUGGAGGAUAUGGCUUCCGCCAAUCCGGGUCGCUAACAGGCGAAGGGCGGAGUCGUUAGCGCAUCUUUUGCUCGAGAUGGCGUGCAUUGAUCGCCCGCGUCAACGAAAACACAUCGAACAAUUCGUUUUCUCCGAAAAUUUGCCCAUCGUUUGGAGUACGAUCGUUGAACCUAUUCUAUUAUGGGCUGCUGUCGCAUGA
This is a messenger RNA of Lentinula edodes (shiitake mushroom), 720 nucleotides long. RefSeq lists its product as uncharacterized. The record is from RefSeq and is a predicted model, not a curated record. The transcript has 4 exons. The coding region runs from base 1 to 720 and encodes 239 amino acids. NCBI's taxonomy places the organism in Eukaryota, Fungi, Basidiomycota, Agaricomycetes, Agaricales, Omphalotaceae.